AUGGGCCCUUCAGCUGUUAUGGGAGUGGUACCACUUACCAAAGGCACCGUUUUGUUCCCCGGCUCGGUUCUGCGAAUCCCUGUACCAUCAAGCCGAGACGACAUUCCGGCGCUGCUGUCCAACGUUUAUACGCGAGCAUCCAAGGGCUCCAGACGAGUCGACCAGAUCCCCGUCGCCUGCGUGCCUCUGAGCUCACCUCUCCGAAGUCGCCGUGGCCAGCUGGUCAUAGAGAACGACCCCGACAAGUACAACGACCUCCUAGAAGCCGAUUCGCUCCAGAUACGGAAGGACAAGCUAUACGGCUUCGGCGUUACAGCUAAGAUCACGGGGAUACAGGGCCAAAAUGGAGGAGAGUUUAAUCUGCUGGUCCAAGGCCUCGAUCGUGUCGUUGUCGAUAAGAUCACACAAGAGCAUCCUUUUUACGAAGGCAAGGUCACGCCGCAUGUUGAUGCCGUCUCGUCGCAGGAGCUCCAGAGCACUGUGUACCAGGAUCUCUUCGCCAGACUCAAGCAGCUCUCGCGCGAACUUGUGCAAUACCUGCGCGUGUCUGCCUUUCUUCUGGCUAGAGGCACAUCGGGUCUGAACCCACUUUUGUCGAGAAGACUGGAUAUUUUUAUAUCCAAAAAGGCGCCAAACGAGGGAGGGUCUCUGGCGGAUUUCAUGAUGAACAUUGUGGAAGCGACGUACGAACAGAAGCUCCAAAUUUUGUCUGCGUUUGAGACCCGUGAUCGGAUGCAGAGAGUUGUCGACUUACUCGUGCGUCAAGUAGAUGACAUCAAGGGCAACAUCAAAGUCACCACAGUCACCAGCACCACCUUACCGAUCCACAUCGACCAGAAUGAUAUAGAAAAUAUCAAUAGCAAGCGGACACCUCAGAAUGGUCAAGUGUCCCUGCUGCCCCCUGGUGCCAAGUUCAACUUGAAUAAUCUCCUAGGAGGAGGCGGCGGCCAAAGAGAACAGCAGGAGUCUGAAGACAUGCAAGAGCUGGCAAAGAAGAUCGAGGAAGCGAAACUACCACCGGAAGCGGCCAAGGUGGCCGAGCGAGAGUUCAAACGCUUGAAACAGAUGAUGCCUGCCCAGGCCGAGUAUCAAGUGAUCCGUACAUAUCUCGAAACCUUGACUGAAAUCCCCUGGUCGGUAUUCACUGAUGACCCAAUUGGCCCGGGCACCUUGGACAGGGCGCGGAAACAACUCGACGACGACCAUUACGGCAUUGAAAAGGUGAAGAAGCGGCUGCUAUCCUACUUGACCAUUGUCCGACUGAUGCAGUCAGCGAACGAGGCCGUAGAUAAGCAGGUCAAGCAGGCUGAGCAGGAAGUUGUUGAUCUCGAGUCUACGAAGGUUUCUGCCAACGAGGAAUCGCCGCUUGACCCAGAGCUGCAAGAAAAGAUCAAGGCCAGCGGCGUUAAGGUCCAGAUGCUGAAAAGCAAGCGGCAAGCCGAGAAGGCCCCGAUUCUCCUCUUGGUUGGUCCGCCUGGCGUCGGCAAGACAAGCAUAGCCCGGUCGAUUGCCACGGCCUUGGGCCGCAAGUUUCACCGAAUCUCGCUUGGAGGUGUGCGAGAUGAAGCAGAGAUUCGAGGUCACCGGAGAACAUACGUUGCUGCCAUGCCGGGUCUCAUCGUGCAAGGGCUGAGGAAAGUUGGGGUGGGGAACCCUGUCUUCUUGUUGGACGAGAUCGACAAGCUGGGCAUGUCGAACCACAAUGGUGACCCGUCAGCUGCUAUGCUCGAGGUGCUUGAUCCCGAGCAAAAUCAUGCCUUCAACGAUCACUAUAUCCAGGUUCCCAUCGACCUGAGCAAGGUACUGUUCAUUGCCACGGCAAACAGUCUAGAUACGAUCCCGGGGCCCUUGUUAGAUCGCAUGGAGACGCUAGAAUUCUCCGGAUACACAACGCUCGAGAAGCGGCACAUCGCCUUGCGCCACCUGGUGCCAAAGCAAAUUCGGGUGAACGGUCUGACAGAAGAUCAGGUCACCUUCAGCGAGGAGGUGGUGUCCAAGAUCAUCGAGUCAUACACCCGUGAAUCAGGGGUCCGUAACCUUGAACGCGAGAUCGGCUCUGUAUGUCGUGCAAAAGCCGUCGAGUUUGUCGAAGCGAACGACAAGGGCCAAGCUGAGACAUACCGAGCAAGCCUGACCGUGGAAGAUUUAGAGUCUAUCCUCGGUAUUGAACGUUUCGAGGACGAAAUCGCUGAGCAGGCCAGCCAGCCGGGAAUUGUCACCGGUUUAGUAGCAUACAGCUCUGGUGGUAACGGCGGCAUUCUUUUCAUCGAGGUGCUUGACAUGCCUGGCGACGGGAGUGUGGAACUUACUGGAAAUCUCGGCGAAGUUCUCAAAGAGAGCGUCAAAGUCGCUCGGAGCUGGGUUCGGAACCAUGCAUACGAGCUAGGCCUAACUCAAGAUCCGACGGAGAAUAUCAUGAAGAACCGCAGUCUCCACGUCCAUUGCCCUUCCGGGGCUGUACCAAAGGACGGACCUUCCAGUGGCAUGGCACAAGCCAUUGCUCUAAUCUCACUCCUGUCUGGCAGGGCCGUGCCGCCAACAAUGGCCAUGACGGGAGAGUUCCAACUUUCUGGCCACGUAAAGCGUGUGGGGGGCAUCAAGGAGAAACUGAUCGGAGCCUACCGAGCAGGCGUUAAGACCGUUAUGCUCCCAGCGCAGAACGAGAAAGAUGCCAGAGAAGUACCUUCGGAGGUGAGAGAGGGCCUAAAGGUUAUCUACGUAAGCCAUAUUUGGGAGGCGAUCCGUCAAGUGUGGCCAGAUGUACAAUGGCCGCACGAGGCGUUUGCACCACCGAUCCAGUCACGCCUGUGA
This is a messenger RNA of Pseudomassariella vexata, 2811 nucleotides long. RefSeq names its product lon protease 2. Gene Ontology annotation, biological process: protein catabolic process; protein targeting to peroxisome; protein processing. NCBI's taxonomy places the organism in Eukaryota, Fungi, Ascomycota, Sordariomycetes, Amphisphaeriales, Pseudomassariaceae. The transcript is spliced from 3 exons. Bases 1 to 2811 code for a protein of 936 amino acids. The record is from RefSeq and is a predicted model, not a curated record. Gene Ontology annotation, cellular component: peroxisomal matrix. Gene Ontology annotation, molecular function: serine-type endopeptidase activity; ATP-dependent peptidase activity; ATP hydrolysis activity.